AUGCACAAAUUGAAGACGCCACACCACCAACACCGACUUCUGUUCUUCCCCAAUAUACCAUCACACCACGGAAACCAGCACAUCAUCGAACAAAGAUUGGAUCUUUACCACUUUCGCCCUUCGUUUUUCUCUAAAACAUCCCAAACCAAUGUUGGCUUCAUCAUUCGCUGCUUGAAUUUGGGGCGGCCAUUUUUGUCUCUCUCAUUCGUUAUCACUUUUCCUCUCAAAAACGUAUGUCAUCGCCUUUAUCAGAUCUUCAAGCACACACGCAAAAGAACUGCAGGUAUUCUUUCUUUUGCGGCUGAAGGCUUGAAGGGACACCACAACAAUGCAGAUUUAGUUAUAAGUAGAUUGCAUAGUCAUGUGCUUCCUAACCCUAAAUUUCAAGGAGACAAGUCGCAUAGAUUGCUGGUCUACCAUAUAGUUGGAACCCUUGAUUGCAUAUCUGUCAACAAAAAAACAGUUAUUGGAUGUUUCUUAUAUGGUGUCAUGGUUGAUGAUGUUAUUUAUGAUUCAUACAUGGCUGUUAUCAAGCAUAGCUAUGGAGUGAUACUGUAUGAAAAGAAGAAUGUUGAAAGAGCUCUAAAACAUGGAAUUGAGAAAUUCCCAGAUAGCUUGAGCUUGAAGGAGUGGUGUGAAAAAAACGAAAAAAUGUUCAAAGAAAUUAAAAAUGCAGAAAGUGGAGGAAUGAAAGACAAAGAUUCUAGUUUUGAUGGUCAUAGUAACAAAGGAGAUGGAGAUGGUGUUAAAGAAUCAAAAUUUUCACUAACUAGAGGAUUGGUAGUUGAUGGGGAAAAGAAAGUUGAUGGUGGAGGUUUCAGUACACCUCAAAUGGAUAAGGUAGGGAAUACAGAUAAUCUGACAUGUUCACAAUUCUUGGAGAAUCAUGAAGUUUUGGCAACUGCAAUUAAAAUGACGGAUGAGGCUGUGUUGGAAAGUUUUAAAAAGGAGAAAAAAAGAGGGAAUAAAGUCAUGGAAACAGUUGAGGUAUGGGAGGAAGAUGAUGACCAUGGAAAAAGGGGGAAAAAAGAUCAAAAGAUACAUGUAUAUGGAGAAUCACCUUUUCUUGAAAGGAUAGUUAGAAUGAGUGAUAAGGUGAAGAAGGUGUUGGAUAAGCAUUUGAGGCAUCACACUUGGGAUGCUAGGCUCACAAGGUUUCAAGGAACACCCACAACAACAAGGGAGGAGAUAUGGAACAUUGGUAGCGGGCAUGUGUUUCAUCAAGGAUUCUCGUAUCAUUUUAAAAGCAACACGUUUAUUCAUGCGAUAAUCAUUGACUGUUGGUCAUCAUUACUCAACAGAAUGGAGGAACUUAGGGAUGUAGGAUUAGUUUCUAGAGUAUUAUUUAACACAAAUUUUUUGAAGAGAUACUGGGUGGAUCAUUGUCACCUGAAAGAACUUAAGAAUUAUUUGAUUCGAUGUUGA
This is a messenger RNA of Lactuca saligna, 1425 nucleotides long. The record is from the annotation of a GenBank genome assembly. NCBI's taxonomy places the organism in Eukaryota, Viridiplantae, Streptophyta, Magnoliopsida, Asterales, Asteraceae.